UUGUAUAUUGUGUAAUAUAGGCUCUUGUGAUUGUUUGCAUUCGUAAGAUUAAAAAAGAAGCGAGAGGAAAUAACUUUUCAGGCAUGACCCGUUCCCACUCGCUCCAAGGCUAAGCAUAAAAGAUCUGAGUAAUAUCGUCGUCACAGUGUGCACCUGUACCUGUCUGCGCAACAAGCUACCGGUGUUCCCCAUCAUUUCCCACCUUCACUCGCCCGCUUCAUUCUUCCAUCAGUUCGCUCGAUCGUACGCGUUCGGAUCGGUCGAUCAAAGGAACCUCUCGCGCCGGUAUCCAAGCACUUAUUAUUUUGUUUGAAACAAGUGGAAGAGGUGACGACUAUUGCUCCUAGUUUUUAUUCCGAUUCCAUCUAAUUUGUGCUUAUCCGAGGCACUGCACAGGAACAUACAUGAGUAUAACUAUUGCAGAGAUCUACAACGCCAUGAUUCUCUGAAGCGUUGUACAGGCUGAUUCUAACUGUUGGACCAAACUAAAACCAAAGAUGUGUUACGUGAUCAUCACCAUCCGCUCGCUCUUCUGGACACUCCUAAGUGUUUCUAUUGUCCUGGGUCACCUGGUGGCCUUGAUGACAUCACAGUGGCUUCUAGGAGAAGAGAGAACUAUCAGCAGUGCCAGCAACCUCUAUGGCACCGAGAACACCACCUCCCCUCAGGAAGUGGUCGGACCGGUAGAGACCUACACCCCUACCCUUGGAAUCUUCAUGAGGUGUGCAGAGAUAUUCCGUGCUAUGGCAGUGCAUAAGGGAGGAUCCAAGCUAAACGAAGUGGAAUGCACGUCGUAUAUCAAUAACUUCAUGGAUUUACCGAGCGGGUUCUGGAGAGCCAUGGUUAUAUUCUAUGCUGCAGGGUUCCUAAUACUUACAGUUGUUGGCUUCCUUUCCGUGUUUAGUCUCUGCUUCAGGAGCCUGUGCAAGAAAAGUCUCUUCACCGUCUGUGGCUUCAUUCAAGCAAUAGCAGGUAUGCUUUUCAUCGACACAUUGUGUUGAAAAGUUUUUGAAUUGUACAAAGUUG
Lytechinus pictus (painted urchin) is the source of this 1026-nucleotide messenger RNA. Its product is annotated as LHFPL tetraspan subfamily member 2a protein-like. The record is from RefSeq and is a predicted model, not a curated record. NCBI's taxonomy places the organism in Eukaryota, Metazoa, Echinodermata, Echinoidea, Temnopleuroida, Toxopneustidae. Gene Ontology annotation, cellular component: membrane. Bases 498 to 1001 code for a protein of 167 amino acids. The transcript has 2 exons.